AUGCUCAUCAAAGUAAAGACACUCACCGGCAAGGAGAUCGAGUUGGACAUAGACCUCGAGGACAAGAUCACUCGAAUAAAGGAGAAGGUCGAAGAGCAGUCCGGUGUGCCACCACAACAACAGAGACUGAUCUUCGGAGGGAGACAAAUGCCGGAUGAUAAAACCGCUAAGGAGUUUAAUAUCACCGCUGGAUCUGUUCUUCAUCUUGUUCUUGCUCUACGUGGCGGCUUUUGA
Molecule: messenger RNA, 234 nt
Organism: Suillus discolor
Lineage: Eukaryota; Fungi; Basidiomycota; Agaricomycetes; Boletales; Suillaceae
Product: ubiquitin-related domain-containing protein
Exons: 5
Coding region: 1-234 (77 amino acids)
Biological process (GO): modification-dependent protein catabolic process; regulation of proteolysis; protein neddylation
Cellular component (GO): nucleus; cytoplasm
Molecular function (GO): protein tag activity; ubiquitin protein ligase binding
Source: RefSeq, a predicted model, not a curated record